This is a messenger RNA of Enterobius vermicularis (human pinworm), 408 nucleotides long. The record is from the annotation of a GenBank genome assembly. Lineage: Eukaryota; Metazoa; Nematoda; Chromadorea; Rhabditida; Oxyuridae.
AUGAAUCAAUUUUGGCUUUUUCUUUCCUCUUUUAGAGAAGAACCUUAUGAAGAACCUAAUUUAAAACUGCAUCUUUACACUUUUUUUUUAGAGUUACCAUUAUGUCGUGGAUAUUACUAUUCGUGUAUGGAUUCAAUGUUAUGCCAAAGUGGUAUAGUCUGUGUACAAAGUUCAACUGCUUCACAGUGUUGCACUUCACCACAUACAGAAUGCCCAAAUAUUAAUGUAAUCGGCAUCCGAUGUAAUAAACUUGUAUCAAUUUUUAUUUCCAGGUGUAAUACAAAUCGUGACUGUCGUCGAUAUUCAACAUCUAAACAGUUAUGCUGUCCAACAGGAUGUAACUAUAAUGUCUGCAUUAAUCCAAAUUUUGGAACUCCAGCUCCAUAUCUUAUCAACGAUUUUUGUUAG